CUGAUGUUGGCGACACUGUUCAGUGUGGUUUAGGCACAGUUUGUUUAGGUUAGUUAGGAAACGGUAUUUUCGACGAGUCGUUUCGCGUGUAUACGUCGCACGACGUGUUUGUGUCUUCUCUUCCUCUCGAAAUGUCCCGUCUCGCGGGCACCGCACCGGCAUACGAGAGAGGUUAAUAAUAUCGCGAGAGGAGUGCAUUCGCAUUCGCGCCGAAGAUCGUCCACGAAGAUCGUCGUCCCCCCGUCGACUCGCCCCGCGAUUUUUCGCUCCGCGAUUUUUCGCCGAGUGACGGAAAUCGCGUGUCAGUAGUAUAGCCUUCGUAGUAUCCGCGCGACGGAGGAGUAGCAGGAGACGCAGCCAGCUGAACCAGCAUCGCGUCCCGCGAAGAUCUUCGUAACCUCCCUACUGAGGUGUUUUCAUCCCGCCAGCUUGUCGUAAGAGAGACGUCCAAAGCGCGAGAGAGAUAAAGAGAGUGAGGAUCAUUCGGCCAGAAAUUAAAUUCCGCCAAUUCUUAGCCUCUCAAUACAGUAGUUUUUUUUUUUUUUCUUCUUAACCGGCGAUGAGCGACGGUAAGCAGGUAGGUGAAACUCCCAGUAGCGAGGUUGCUAACCGAUUUCGAAGCUGUAGGGAUCUGAGCGACAUUAUACCGUUGUACCCGUCGCACGCGCUUUAUCUGAAACCGCUUGCCAAAGUUAACGUGUCGGUCACUCUGCCCCAACUGAAGACUCCAGGCAAAACAAUAUCGACAUGGGAGGUAAUGGAGAAGAUACGCGCGCUUAUACUGCCGGACGAGUUCGCAUCCCUGAAAGUGGCCAAGAGCACUCUGGAAUUCAUCCGGCUGGAGGGCGACCUGCGGGACCGAUGCAGGUUGCCGAGGGUGCUAGCCAGGCUGGACUCGCAGCAGCUGAAUCUGGCCGGCUUCUCCAAUGUCCUCAAGGUCCGCGCGGCCGAGGCGAAGGAUGACUUCCCAACCAGACACAGCUGGAACUCCUAUUUCAGGGAUGCGAAACACAUGAAUGAAUUGAAGGCCGGCGAGAGACCGGACACUAUCCAUAUUAGCGGUUUACCGGUUAAAUGGUUCACCGAGGAUAACGCAAAUGCACCGAGCGAGUCGCUCAUCACGAAGAUCUUUAAGAAAUGGGGUACGCUGAGGAGAAUCGACGUACCCGCCGCGGAUUCCUACAGGUCUAGGAUGCGGCUCGGUAAUAACAUUCAUAAAUUCAGCUAUGAGGACGGCAUAUUUUUCGACGUGUACAUACAAUACGUCGAAUACAUGGAUUUCGUUAAAGCGAUGGACGCUCUGCGCGGCAUGAAGCUGUUGAAGAAGGACGGUCAGAAUUCGCUGACCGCGACACUGAAGAUUGAUUUCGACAAGACCAAACACUUGAGCGAUAGCUCGGUAUCGCACCGAGAAUUCGAGAGAAAGCGUCUAAUAGCACAGGACAACUUAGCGGCGGAGAAAAUUCGAAAAAGAGAGGAAGCAGAAAAAAAACGGCAAGAGGAACAAAAAAAGAAAGAGGAGGUAAAUUCGAUGGCGAAAGUCGACCGACAACGAAAUCGGGAAGAGAAACGAAAACGAAAGGCCCUUACGAAGUUUCGUAAGCAAGAGGAAGACAAAGUCUCAAUGAAGAUUGCAAGGGAAGAACAAAAGUUGAUAAAAGCUCAACGGCAAUUGGAAAGCAUACGAUUAUUAGAUGAACUGUUUGACAGAAUAAAGACGAAAGUGGAGAAAAAAGAGAUUAAGCUAAAUACGGAUCAAAAUACGGAAAAGAAGGGUGAAAAGAAAAACGACCAAAUAAAUGAGAAAAAAAAAAAGCGGAAGAAAACGCAGAAAAAACAAAAAAAGGGCGAUGAAUCCGGUUCGGGCAGCACGACCGAGGAAGAAUCGGAUGAAGAAACGAAUAAGAAAAAGCUCAAGAGUGUCUUGAUAAAGAAUGAUAGUGCGACUUCGUCCACAAGUGCUGCGGCAACAAAUCUUCCUUAUGACUAUUCCGAUUCGAUGUCGAGGAUACAAAUGUUGCCGUCGAUGGCGCCAUUCCAUGCAAUGAGGAUGCCGAGGUAUUCGAGAGCACAGAUGAUACGGUCGCCAAUGUCGGAAUAUUCUGCGAUGUCGCUUCAUCACCCCAUGUUACCUAUGGGCAGGGGUCGGGGAUUUCCACGAUACGACAUGAACUAUACGCUGACAAAUCCUUAUUUGUAUAAUGGACAAUAUUACGAGUAUUUUACACAUUUGGUUGAGCGGGAUUCGAAACAGCGGAAAUCGCGAGUGCGCGACCGUCGAAGAUCGACAAAUAGAUCUAUCUCAAGAACGAGGACCAGGACGAAUUCCAAAACGAAAUCUAGGAGCAACUCGAGAUUGCGUGGUAGAAGACGCAGCGGUUCGCGUUCCAAGAGUCGUGACAGAAGGUCGAGAUCCAGAUCGCGAUCGCGCAGAUCGAGAUCACGAUCGCGCAAAUCAAGAUCGCGAUCACGAUCACGAUCGCGGAGAUCAAGAUCGUGGUCGCGCAGAUCGAGAUCACGUUCACACAAAUCGAGAUCAAGAUCGCGAUCGAGGUCGCGGUCUAAGAAUCGCUCCCGAUCGCGCAGCCGCCGGAGAUCGGCAAGCAAAUCCGCCUCGAGGAGGAGAACAAGGUCAAGAUCGAACUCUAAGUCGAAGCGCAAGGACAACAAAUCGUCCAGCAGAUCGAAAUCAAGCUCCAAAACGCGUCGUUCCAGAUCCAGACGAAAAUCGCGAUCCAGAAGUGGCUCCAGGUCCCGCAGCAGGAAUCAUUACAGGAGCAGGCGCGGCAAGAGAUCGUCUUCCGUUGUCAAAGUCACACGAGCGAGAUCACGACCCACGUCACCCAGACGGAUAUCGCGCAGCAGUUCCUGGUCUAUGCCAAAGUCACCAGGUCGUAGAAGUUGCUCUUGGUCGAGAACUAUCUCCGCAAAUAAUGUUAACGAGCAAGACACGAACGAGAGAUCCGAAAAUCCCAUUCAAAAGGAGACAGUGGAGACGCAGAAUACAGAAGCGAAUUGAGAAUAAGAUUUAGCACUAAUUUUUUAAAGCGUGUCAAGAGGACAUUUUUUAAAGAUACUGCUACAUAAGAAAUGAAAAUACAAACUUUUAGCUUUUAGUGUACUUGUCAACAAUAUGAACACUUAAAAUCUCUAAUUGAGUGUAGAUAGAACUUUCUUCUUGUACAUAAUUUGUAAAUACAUUGCGAAGCAGUUUUCUCCGUGUA
Molecule: messenger RNA, 3224 nt
Organism: Wasmannia auropunctata (little fire ant)
Lineage: Eukaryota; Metazoa; Arthropoda; Insecta; Hymenoptera; Formicidae
Gene: Xe7
Product: A-kinase anchor protein 17A
Exons: 8
Coding region: 560-3019 (819 amino acids)
Source: RefSeq, a predicted model, not a curated record